Messenger RNA from Hirsutella rhossiliensis, 1524 nucleotides. RefSeq names its product 2-oxoacid dehydrogenases acyltransferase (catalytic domain) domain-containing protein. The record is from RefSeq and is a predicted model, not a curated record. Gene Ontology annotation, molecular function: lipoic acid binding; acetyltransferase activity. Gene Ontology annotation, cellular component: cytoplasm; mitochondrion. NCBI's taxonomy places the organism in Eukaryota, Fungi, Ascomycota, Sordariomycetes, Hypocreales, Ophiocordycipitaceae. The transcript has 2 exons. Bases 1 to 1524 code for a protein of 507 amino acids.
AUGUUCCUGCAGCGAGGCUCCAGGAUGCUGCGCAGGCAAUUGCAGGCCUCAAGGGCCAUGGGCAAGAUGGCCGUGGCCAGGGGUGCUGCCGGAGGUCUGGCCGGGCACGCGCCGAGGUGGUUCACCGAGUCGAGGCGGCUAUGCGCCGUGAAGCCUGUGCUCCUGGCCGACAUUGGCGAGGGCAUCGUCGAAUGCGAGGUGAUACAGUGGUUCGUCGAGCCGGGCGCACGGGUCGAGGAGUUCUCGCCGCUGUGCGAGGUCCAGAGCGACAAGGCGUCGGUGGAGAUUACCAGCCGCUUCACUGGCACGGUCAAGAAGCUCUACUACGAGGCCGGCGACAUGGCCAAGGUGGGGAAGCCGUUUGUCGACAUCGACAUUGCAGGGGAAGCGGCAGCAGAGCCGAGCACGGGGGGCGGCGAGAAGGAGGCGGCGGCGACGACAACACCGACGCCGGUACUGGAGACGCCCGCCCAGCAUGCCUCCGCGGGGGCUCCGGGCGCGCCCAGCAGCAGCAGCGGCGGCGGCGGCAGCGGCGAAGCGAAGAGCAGGCCCAAGGGAAAGAUGGCGACACUGGCGACGCCUGCGGUGCGGCACCUGUCCAAGGAGCUCAAAGUGGAUAUUGCCGAGAUUGACGGCAGUGGCAGGGACGGGCGGGUGCUCAAAGAGGACCUUUACAAGUUUGUCAAGAGCAGAGAGUCUGCUGGCUCGGGGCCACAACCGGCGACGAGGGACGACGGGGCCGCGGCGCAGCAGCAGCAGACGGAGACGCGGGUGGCGCUCACGCAGACGCAGCAGCAAAUGUUCAAGGCCAUGACGCGGUCGCUGGCCAUUCCGCACUUUCUCUACGCCGACGAGCUGGACCUGUCGAACCUGGUCGGGCUGCGGGCGCGGCUCAACCGGGUGCUCGCAGAGCAGUCGUCGGCGGGCCUGGGCUUGAGCUCGGACGAGGCCAGCCAGCAGCCGCCGCCGACCAAGCUGUCGUAUCUGCCCUUCAUCAUCAAGGCCGUGUCCAUGGCGCUGUACCAGUUCCCGCUGCUCAACGCGCGCGUCGAGGUGGACGCGGCGGGCGGCAGGCCGUCGCUGGUGAUGCGGUCGCAGCACAACAUCGGUGUGGCCAUGGACACGCCGCAGGGGCUGGUGGUGCCCGUCGUCAAGAACGUCGGGGCGCUGAGCAUCGUGGCCAUAGCGGGCGAGCUGGGCCGGCUGCAGCGGCUGGCGGCGGCGGGCAGGCUGUCGCCGGGCGACAUGUCGGGCGGCACCAUCACCGUGUCCAACAUCGGCAACAUCGGCGGCACCUACCUCAGCCCCGUCGUCGUCGAGCGCGAGGUGGCCAUCCUCGGCAUCGGCCGCAUGCGCGCCGUGCCGGCCUUUGACGCCGCCGACCGCGUCGUCCGCAAGCACGUGUGCAACUUCAGCUGGAGCGCCGACCACCGCGUCGUCGACGGCGCCACCAUGGCCCGCGCUGCCGAGGUGGUGCGGCGCGUCGUCGAGGAGCCCGACGUCAUGGUGAUGCAUCUGAGGUAG